AUGGCCGCUGCACAAGGCGAUCCGGAGGCUCACCUAGUCGCUGAAGACGAAAUUUCCGAUAGCGAACAGGAUCUUGAGAGCAUUCGCUCAGAGACCACUAGUGUGAAGGACUCUAUUCUUGAGUAUAGAAUCGAGAAUGGAAGAUCCUACCAUAAAUACAAAGAUGGCAACAUGCAGCACGAGAUUUGCCUUCUCACAUUCCACGAGAGGUUAGGACUCGCUCCUCCUUGUGACGAAGGCGCAAAAGUCGGCCGAGUUCUUGACCUUGGCACCGGAACCGGCCUCUGGGCCGUUGACUACGGUAACCAGCACCCAGAGGCGGAGGUUAGUGCUGUGAGCUUAAGUGUCCCUCCUAAUGUCAAGUUUGAAGUCGACGAUGUUGAGGAGGAGUGGCUAUAUUCUCGGCCCUUCGACUAUAUCCACCUUCGAUUCAUGAACGGAUCUAUUUCGGAUUGGACAAAGAUUAUUCAGAAAGCCUAUGAUCAUCUCGUCCCAGGCGGCUACUUUGAGAUCCAGGAAGGAGAUUUUGUCAUCAAAGCUGAUGAUGAUACUCUACCUCCUGAGAAGCCCCUGGCGCAGUUUACGUCCCUCAUUCGAGAAGCUGCGGAGAAGUUUGGGCGCAGAUUCGCUCCUAUCUCCGAGAUAAGGGAGUCCAUGGUUGAUGUUGGGUUUGAAAACGUCGCCCAACAGGAUUUCAAGUGGCCCUCCAACCCAUGGCCGAAAGACGAGCACUACAAGAAAAUCGGCGAGUGGAACUUCCACAACUUCGUGGAUGCCGCUGAAGCCAUGGCUCUUGCACCUUUGACUCGGGGGCACGACUGGACGAAGGAGGAGGUCCAGGUUUUCCUUGUGGGUGUUCGCAAGGACAUGAGGGACAGGAAAAUCCACUCAUACAUGCCUAUGUAA
This is a messenger RNA of Colletotrichum godetiae, 906 nucleotides long. Its product is annotated as S-adenosyl-L-methionine-dependent methyltransferase. NCBI's taxonomy places the organism in Eukaryota, Fungi, Ascomycota, Sordariomycetes, Glomerellales, Glomerellaceae. Bases 1 to 906 code for a protein of 301 amino acids. The record is from RefSeq and is a predicted model, not a curated record. The transcript is spliced from 6 exons.